AUGAGUCAAUACACCACAAUUUCCGACGGCGUACUGAUCACCGACAAUGGGAUCCCACCGCCAGCCAACUGGGUCAACUCUUACGAGGAGAUGGGAGGGGAUAUGCUUUGGGCCCAGGGCGGUCAAAUUGAAGAUGAGGUACGCGGCCGUGGCAUUGACGGGGAUAUCAGGCCUCACUACGGAAUGGCACCCUACACGGGAGAAGCACUCUACCUCUUCGAGGUCGGCAGUGGCAAGUUCUUUUUCUACAAUGCCAUUGAUGGGACCAUGCUGCAGGUCAACGAUCCGAGUGACCUAAAAAGCAUUGUUGAUAUCCUUGACGACGAGAACAAGGGCCUACCCGCACUUGACAUUGAAGAAGUCUAG
Fusarium tjaetaba is the source of this 366-nucleotide messenger RNA. RefSeq lists its product as uncharacterized. The record is from RefSeq and is a predicted model, not a curated record. Bases 1 to 366 code for a protein of 121 amino acids. Lineage: Eukaryota; Fungi; Ascomycota; Sordariomycetes; Hypocreales; Nectriaceae. The transcript has 2 exons.